UUAUUGUGAAAUCGCCAUAGUUCCGGAUUAGUUCAAAAUUCUAUACAAAUUACAAUCUAAACGGUCGCCAUGAAACGAGGUGCUUUGAUUGUAAUUGAAGGUAUCGACAGGACCGGAAAGUCUACACAAUGUAAAGCUCUUGUGGAUAACUUACAAAAGAAACAAGUACCAGCAGAGUAUGCCAACUUCCCUGCUAGAAACACAGAGAUUGGAAAAGUUAUUAAUAGCUACUUGACAUCUUCAAAAGACUUGCCCGAUGAAGCCAUCCACCUUCUGUUCUCAGCGAACCGCUGGGAAAGAGCUCAGAGUAUAGUGGACACUCUAGAACGAGGCAUCAGUGUUGUUGUGGACAGAUACUGCUACUCUGGAGUUGCAUUUACUGCUGCAAAAGGGUUGGACAUCAACUGGUGCAAGGCUCCGGACGCCGGCCUGCCGCGCCCCGACCGCGUGUUUUUCCUCACAAUGCCUUUAGAAUGUGUUAAACAGAGGAAAGGAUUUGGUGAUGAAAGGUACGAAGUGUUGGAUUUCCAAAAGAAAGUCUCUCAAACAUAUGAGAGUCUGAAGGAAGAUAACUGGCUUGUCCUGGAUGCUAGCAGGCCUAUAGAUGUAAUUGAAAAGCAACUUCUAGAAGAAUCACUAAAUGUAGUAAACAGCAUUGAAACGAAACCUAUUGGAAAGAUAUGGAAGCAAUAAUAAAUAUCUACGCCAUUUAUAUCAAGAGUAUGAAAUACCAAUGUUA
This is a messenger RNA of Plutella xylostella (diamondback moth), 739 nucleotides long. RefSeq names its product thymidylate kinase. Gene Ontology annotation, biological process: dTTP biosynthetic process; dTDP biosynthetic process; dUDP biosynthetic process. Lineage: Eukaryota; Metazoa; Arthropoda; Insecta; Lepidoptera; Plutellidae. The record is from RefSeq and is a predicted model, not a curated record. Gene Ontology annotation, cellular component: cytosol; mitochondrion; cytoplasm. Gene Ontology annotation, molecular function: nucleoside diphosphate kinase activity; dTMP kinase activity; ATP binding.